UGCAACAAACCAUGAGCUGUAGCUGCAUUUUUCCAAAUGGGAAAAGCAGCAAAAUGUGUUUCUUUACUUUUUUGUAUUAAUUUCAAAUAUGUAUAUACUGCCUCUGAUUCACAUAAUACUAAGGUAGCAUGCAACAAAAUAAUUCAGUUCUAAACAACAAUUAUAAGCGAUUCAACACAGAAUACAAACCAUUCAUGAAAAACAAUGUAUCACAAUUCACAGUAACCAAGAACAUUCAACUAGUGUCAGGUCACAGAUUGUACCAUACAGUACUGUAAAUAAGCCACAAUUAAUACUCUUAGAAAGCUUUUUAAAAAUAAAAUAAAAUAAAAAUCACACACUUGAAGCCUAGGGCUAUGCAAUUUACAAAAUGAGACAAGAGUGCUGGCAGCAUGUGGGAUUAGGAACCAAACACCGCUUUCAAUUUAAAUCUUCUUGUAACACCAUCCUACCAAAUAUUAGAUUAGUAAAGGUUACCCUGAUGUCCUGAAUUACUUUUAGAUAUUAUGCAGGUUCACUCUUUAUGAGGACUUCCUCGUUGUGGCCUCAUCCCAUCUUUCUCUUUCCCUUAUUUCAGUGAUGAGAAAAGAGGUGUAUAAAACUUUGCAUCUGUUGAUGUCGAAGGCUAAGUGCCGUGCUAAUGUGUCAGCAUUGCUUGGCUUGCCAGUGUAGUAGACGAAACCAUGACAUGAUGCAACAACUGCUUAGGGUUGUGCAGGAAAACUAUUUCCUUUUCUGUCUCACUGGAAAUGCAUCUACCGGCUCAGGUCAUCUGUAUGUGAUACUAUAAUAAAAUUAAGGUGUGGAGACUUUUUCCAUAAGGGCAUAUAGUCAUUGUUUAGAAGUAAGCAGAUGAUGUGCUACAUUGUCAUUCAAAGGUCAAGUUUAAUUUUAGAACAGAAGUGUAAAUUCCAUAUUUAGGAGUUCUUCAUUUAUUUGCUGUUUAGUUGUGGCAUGUUUUCAGUUGCACAGAUAGCACGUUAAACGGGAGCCAGGGCUUGUGACUCUUCAUUGUUCAUGGUAACUGGCAAAUGAGUGGACAGUUCCCAAGUUGUCAAAACCUGGAAGUUUCCAUAAUUGCUCAGUUGUGUAAUAUAUAGGAUAGUUGUGAUGAGGAAAACCUAGGUUCCCUCCACCCAAGAUGGGCAUAAAUCUGGCAGCUCAUCUACCGGUAAGUACCAGCAUGGUACUCUUGUGCACACUUAAAAUGUGGAGUGAGUACCAUUGAAAACAGUGUCUUACAUCCCAGUAAACACAUAUAGGGUCAGGUGGUUAAAAUGCAGUUUUUAUUCUUGUAAAGCCAAUAUGCUUUAAAAAACUGGUUUGUUUCCUUCUACGGUACAUUUCCAUGCUAGAAAGACUUUUGGGCCACAGGGUUACUAUGUUGAAACAAAGUAAUGUUCCUGUGUAACAUUUAAGUCUAGACUUUGCAGCCAUAGUCAAAUCAGUGCCCCCAGAGAAAAGAAGCGAAACAAGGUUGCAACCUAUGGCCCUCUUACUCUGCAGAAUCGUAUUCACGUUUGUGGUUGUCUGCAGUCUAAUCAUCUAAUUUUGUAGCCAUUACAAACAUACAACCCCAUACUACUGUUGUUGUUUUUUGUUGGGAGUUAAUUUUAGAGGGAAGAUACAAGUAGAUUUUUAAACUUCCUACUCCCAAGUUAAGAUUCCAGAGUAUCUCUCAUUUUCGUUGUGCAUUCAACGAAUCAAAUCCACCGCAAAGCAACUUAAGGGGGCAUAAAAACCAGUGCGUCUACUUUACAGGUAUCCAUCCUUUUAUUGGGCUGGCUGUUGUUGGCCGCCUGACUGCUAUUGGGCGGGCCGCUCUGUAUAUGAAAAUUAGGUCAUUUUUAAAAAGUUUAUCUCGUGGUUAAUAAGAACGCAUUUACUUGAAGAACGGGGUUUGGCGCUUUAAUAGCAGUUUCACAAUCUCUGUACGCGCCUGUGUCGGGAAUCAUAUUACUGGAGAUCACAAGGCUUUGGCACAAGCUUUGGAGUCCUCUGUCAAGUUUUUACGCACGCACAUUCUUUCCUCUGCCACUAGGGUAGCUUGCAGUCUCCCCGGGGACAGCGGGGUAGGGAGGUGGGGUGGAGAGAGACGCGUUUUAGUUUCGUCCCUUGAUGUGGCACGAGUCGAAAAGUUCAUGCCAAACUCUGCAGUGAGUGGAGCGCGGUAUUCGCGCCACCGCGAAUUAAUUCUCUGGCUUCUGAACCUGUUGAUAAAAGUAGCUUUCUCCCUGUGACCUAAAGCGUUUGGGAAGACGUGAAGUGUCCUGGCUGCGCCCGCAUGAAGGCUGGGCCCUUUCCAAGCCAUCUGCAAGAAGCUGGAGUCGGCCACUGUAUAAGAGACACAACUGGGCCUCUCCUUGAACGCAGAAACUAAAAUGGUGCGCGGCUUUCCGCGCCCACUACGGGGCUCGGCGGCAAAAACGCAACGCGAGAGGCUUGGGAGGGUGAACUCCUUUGGCAGUUUCUCUCGUUUCCCUCUCAAACAGACCCGCAUACACUUCGAGCUUUCCCCGUGAGAUUUACAGCGUGAAAGAGCUCGAGUCCUUUGGCCAAGUUUGGGCUUCUUUGUUCUCCAAGGUAGACGAAGAUGUCGGCGGGGGGCUCUCUGGGUUCCCCUUCCCACACACUCGCUCGCUCCAUUCUCCCCCGCCCGCCACCGGAGAGCUCUUGGGCCAGCACGUAGAGAGCAGUGCUGCUGCUGCCGCCGCCGCUAGUGCGCGCAAAGAGGCGAGGGGUGGCCGAGCGCGCCGACUGACUGGCUGCCCCGAGGAAUGCGCGGUAUGCAGGAGGCAGAACCAACCAUUCGGCGGGACGGGCAGGGGGGAAGGGAGCGGCCGACGCCUCCUGCCGGCGCAGAACCCCGCGCACUCGGGGGAGCAGCCCGCCCCUCGGGGGACAAAGGCAAGCGGCGCCGAGUGCCGAAGACUUCACUGUCGCCGCUGCAGCUUGGAGGCGUGUAGGCGGCGCGGUGCCUGCACUGGGCUGUUCCUUCCCCCCACCUCCUCCCUCCUCUUCGGUUGCGCGCUCUCAGCCUCUGUGUGUGUGUUUCUCUCUCCUUCUCUGGGCGGUGGUUGAGGCCGAUAGUAGGUGGAGAAGUCGCCGCCGCGGAUCGUAGUAGAUCGAUCAAUGAAGUGACUUUUAUGGCUGGCAGGCUGGGUUGAUAGUCUGCGUUCAGCCUGGCUUUGCAGCCGCCAGUGAUCCCUGGAGAGGAGGAGGAGGACGCGCGGCAGCAGCAGCAGCAGCGUUGCAUGAGAGACUCAGCCAAGGGAGAAGAAGAGGGUGGAGGCGGCGGCGGCGGCAGAGGCGUCGAGCCAGCCAGCGGCAGGAGAAGAGGAGCCCAGUCCCAGCAGCCGGCGAGGGAGAGGCACUUCCCCGCGGCCACCUCCCUGAAUCGCGCGCCGGCCAAGUUGCCUCCAAAGUUGCUUCCCGGGCGGAGGGGAGGCUCGCUGUUUGGCUGGGCGAUGAUUUUCCCCAACAGCAGCAGCAGCAACUCUGCGGGCGGCGGCAGGACUCCUUAUAGAAAGCAGCAGCCCAUCGUGCCUGCCCAUCCAAUGGCUCCUCCUAGCCCCAUCAUCACCAGCAGCAAUAGCAACAACAGCAGCAGCAGCAACUCAGGAUGGGAUCAAUUAAGCAAAACAAAUCUUUAUAUCCGAGGUCUGCCACCAAACACCACUGACCAGGACUUAGUAAAACUAUGCCAACCAUAUGGGAAAAUUGUGUCUACGAAAGCUAUUUUGGAUAAAACGACAAACAAAUGCAAAGGUUAUGGUUUUGUAGACUUUGACAGUCCAGCCGCAGCUCAGAAAGCAGUAUCCGCUCUGAAGGCCACUGGAGUCCAAGCACAGAUGGCAAAGCAACAAGAGCAGGAUCCAACUAAUCUAUAUAUUUCCAAUUUGCCACUUUCAAUGGAUGAACAAGAGUUGGAGAAUAUGCUGAAACCUUUUGGGCAAGUUAUCUCUACAAGAAUACUUCGUGAUUCCAAUGGCACAAGUCGUGGGGUUGGCUUUGCAAGGAUGGAAUCGACAGAAAAAUGUGAAGCAGUAAUUGCUCAUUUUAAUGGGAAAUUUAUUAAAACACCCCCAGGAGUUUCUGCUCCUGCAGAACCUUUGUUGUGCAAGUUUGCAGAUGGAGGACAAAAAAAGAGACAGAAUCAGAACAAAUAUAUACAGAAUGGAAGAGCAUGGCACCGAGAAGGCGAGGUGAGACUUGCUGGAAUGACACUUACGUAUGAUCCAACUACAGCUGCUUUACAAAAUGGAUUUUAUCAUUCGCCAUACAGUAUUGCAACAAACAGAAUGAUCACUCAGACGUCUAUCACGCCAUAUAUUGCUUCUCCAGUUUCUACAUACCAGGUGCAGAGCCCUUCAUGGAUGCAGCCACAACCAUAUAUAAUGCAGCAUCCUGGUACUGUAUUAACUCCUUCCAUGGACCACACCAUGUCACUGCAGCCUGCAUCAAUGAUAAGUCCACUGACACAGCAGAUGAGUCACCUUUCAUUGGGCAGCACUGGAACAUACAUGCCUGCCACAACAGCUAUGCAAGGAGCCUACAUACCCCAGUACACACACGUUCAGACAGCAGCUGUUCCAGUUGAGGAAGCCAGUGGUCAACAGCAAGUUACAGUAGAGACGUCCAGUGAUCAUUCGCCAUAUACUUAUCAGCAAAACAAGUAAUUGUGAGAAAUGUGUUGUUGACCUCGCCUGGAGAAGGAUGCAAAGGCUGAAACAAUCAUGGAUUUUACUGAUCAAUUGUGCUUUAGAAAUUAUUGACAGUUUUGCACAGGUUCUUGAAAAUGUUAUUUAUAAUGAAAUCAACUGAAACUAUUUUUGCUAUAAGUUCUAUAAGGUGCAUAAAGAAAAACAAAAAAAAAUCCUUAAAUUCAUCCUAGUAGCUGUUUCCCUCCCCCCUCCCCCCUUGAACAGGUUUAUUUUAGUAAGAAAUUUUUUAUCGAGUAUUAACGACGCAAAAAAAAUAAAAUAAAGGUAAAUAAUUAAAUAAAUGGGGGUGGGAAUCUGUCCAUGCACAGAUUGCAAUGAAGACAUGUUCACGUGCAUGACAGAAUCAGUCUCUUGGUUUGUUUUUGUUUUUUUGUUUUAUCGUAUUAAGAUUUUGUUUUUGUUUUUUGAAGUUUAAACUAGUAAAACAUCCAUGCCGAUGUUCUGUGCUUGCCGUGUGAGUGUCGCUAUAGUGCAGUGUUGCAGUUGUAGGGUCUAUUUUCAUAGCUUUCUCUCUCUCUCUCUUUUCUUUUAAGGUAGUGUGAAGUGUCUUAUCCUUUUUCUAUCAAUUCCAAUUUGCCUUAACUCUUUUAAUGCUGUAGCUGUUUCAGUACGUAGUCCAAACUAAUGGUGUAGAAUGCUUUUGACCAAAUGAGCUGGUCUAUUAUGCCUUGUAAAACAGCAGGAUAGGGCUUUUAACAGGUAGUCGAUUAAAAUUGCUGAAAAAUUUGGCUUUUUAAAAUGUGUAGUAGGUGUUUUUAAUGAUUUUGUUUCCCCUCACAUAAUAAUGUAAGGUUGUGAAAUGCAAGAUUGGGGGGUAGGGAAAUGUUUUGUGUGAAACACAUUUUCUGACUGGGGAAAUUUUAAUAGGAUAAAUUGUUUGUAAGGCCUUAUGCCAAUUAGUUUUCCUCUGCUAGUUAGGAACUCUGCUGUAUGAUGCAAUGUAAAAAAAAAAAAUCUUUUUGCCUUUUUCCAGAAGCUAAUUGAUGUUCUAGUUUUAGGGUGGGGGAGUUUGGGGGAUGGGGAAUCCACAGAAUGUUUCUGUCCUUCCUUUCUAGUAAUGAAUAGUGCUUUAGAAUGAUGCUGUGCAGAGAAAAUAGCAAAUAGAAGCGUUUGCUUUUACAGCAAAUGCAAAAGCUAAAAGAAUUUUUCAAAACAUAAGCUGAGAUGUAAGUAGAAAACAUACUAGAUUGGGUACUAGCUCUCUAUAUUAGGUAAAUAAAGACUUGGCACUUUUUAAAGGUAACUUUACCAAAGAACAAAGAGCCAGUAACCAAUAAUUCUGAUUUUGUCUCAGCAGUUAUGUCUUCUGUACUCUUUUAAUUUUGUUGCCGGACCAGUUUGCGGUUAGAAGAAUGUGCCUUUUUUUGUACAUUUGCAUUUAGGUUUUAUAAUUUUUAAUUGAUGUAUGGACACAAACAAACAAACAAAAAGCAUGAAGGAAGACUUGGAUCCAAGCAGUGCCACACUUUACAUCAUCACUACAAGUGUUAAGUGUAAAGAAGAAGAAGAAGAAAAUACAAUUUUGAAACUAUGAAAUUCCUGAUUUAACAAAUACACUGUUAUUUGUACUUUUUACAUAUUAGAUGAUAAAACUCACUGCUAUUAAAAGCUCAUUUUAUUAUGAUCGCAUGUGUAUUAAAUCAAACGGUAAAUUAAGUUGUCUUCCAAAACUGUGUACUUGUCUGGUCAGCUGUGUAUGAUCAGUUAUCUACCUCAAGGCUUAUUUCCUUUUGUAAUGGGACAGGUUGCUGGCCCUCCCUGUUACCACAGACCAAAUCAUCCUAGCUCAGGAGCUAGGCCUAAGCAAUUCUUUCUUUUCACUUAUUUUUUUUUUAGUUUUUAAAUUUUAUGUGAGUAUUCAAGUACAGAUGUCAGUGACAUUUCAUAGUUUCAAAAGUCAAUGCUGCUCUGAGAAGUGUAGAUUCUAGUAAAUUACAUAGUCAUAAGAAAUGUGUUUGUUUCUUUUUGUUUUCGUUCUUUUGUUUUUUUUAAAAAAAAGAAAAAAGUUGUGGUAUUAUUGGUUCUAUGCUCCCUUGAAUUGACUGCUUUGUCAAAGUUCAGACUUCUUGCAACUCAUUCCCUAUAGCUGGUGUAUUUCCAGAUGUGGGGGAGAAAAUGUGGGGGCAGAUAUUUGCUACUUGAUGUUUUAUUUCAAUUAGCUAAACAUUAGGGUUAGAGGGAGGGAAUAGAUGCUGCUAGAAAAGUCUGAACUAAGUGCCAUACUCAUUAUCUGGGUAAGAUUUGCAAAAUGUAACCUCUGUACAUAAAGAAAUAAUCAGUUACUUAAACAUCACAUAGUAGACAGCCAUUAAAUUAUAAAAAAAAUAAUUUAUGAAGAAAGACCUUUUGUACAGAUUGAAAAAAAAAGAUUUUCAUAGAGAUAUCUAUAUGAUCAAGAGAGUUAAUUUUUUAUUUUUGUUUUACUAGUGCCACAAACUUGCCAGUGGUAACUUAUUUGUCCGGUUCAAGAUACUCUGUCAUUUUGUUUCCUAGGACUUGUUGUUAAAUGCCAAAAGACAUUUUUGAACUGUAAAUUUGAUUAGAUCAUUAGUUUUUUUCUGUUUUGUUUCUUUUGAAAACUUUUGAAUAAAAAAGAUCAAAAUAUAAA
Messenger RNA from Zootoca vivipara (common lizard), 7332 nucleotides. It is a transcript of the gene RBMS1, whose product is annotated as RNA binding motif single stranded interacting protein 1. Gene Ontology annotation, cellular component: ribonucleoprotein complex. NCBI's taxonomy places the organism in Eukaryota, Metazoa, Chordata, Lepidosauria, Squamata, Lacertidae. The record is from RefSeq and is a predicted model, not a curated record. Gene Ontology annotation, molecular function: RNA binding.